This is a messenger RNA of Williopsis jadinii, 900 nucleotides long. RefSeq lists its product as uncharacterized. NCBI's taxonomy places the organism in Eukaryota, Fungi, Ascomycota, Saccharomycetes, Phaffomycetales, Wickerhamomycetaceae. The record is from RefSeq and is a predicted model, not a curated record. The transcript has a single exon. The annotation marks the transcript as partial.
AGAAUGGUACCAUCUUUUUGCAGAGCUUCAAUGAGACUAUGGAUUUCAUCAUUGACACUGGUGAAAUAUUUGAAUUGUUGAAACAGGUGAACACCUAUUUGGCUAGAAGCUUGAUUGAGAUGGUUAUUCAGUACUGCUACUCUCAUUGGAGCUUCGGCGAAUCAAACGACUCUCGAGUCUUGGAGUUAUUUAGAGUACAUUGGAGGCAUCCUGGUCCAAUAGCACAGAGCCAUGCUGUGCUUAUACGGUAUUUGAUCAACAUGAGAUUGGGGCUCUAUACAGUUCAAGGUCGUUUGGAUAGGGAUACCUUAAUAAUGACAGUUUCAAAGACAAAGACAUUGCUAAGACAUAUGAUUUCUCAUUCCAGUAUGCUAGAUGCAACAAGUAUUAUUCCAAUAUUCAAACAAGCUGUCGAGUUCACAGAAGACUCGGAACUAACCAAAUUGUGCUAUUCCUUGUUGUUAAGACUUGUGGAAUUACAAACUAACGGUGAUAUCUUUACAAUACCUUCAAUGGUUAGGGAUCAGGAUGCGAAUUUGAAGUAUUUGAUCCAAUCAGGACUCUGGGUCCGCAACGCCCGUUCAAUAAGGGAUAAAACUGAAAGAAUAUGCGAAAUAUUGGCUCGGAGAAUGCCAGUGGUCCAAGACUGGUACGAUGAAGUCCAUGGCGGAUCAGUGUCAGUAAUAGAUACAGCUCCAACUGCUGGCACCCAGACCUAUAACCUGCACAGUAUUGCAAAUGGGAACGGCUUAAAAGGACUGGAUCCGCUAGCUGAGAGACCUUUGAGACCAGGCUCGUGGAAGACAAAUACAAGCUCAAACAUCUCAUCACCAGUCAGGUCGUGGACGUAUAAUUAGGCCUAUGUUAUCGUCAAGUUGUCAUGUAACCCAUUUCACGAUG